Molecule: messenger RNA, 378 nt
Organism: Quercus lobata
Lineage: Eukaryota; Viridiplantae; Streptophyta; Magnoliopsida; Fagales; Fagaceae
Product: protein SRC2 homolog
Exons: 1
Coding region: 1-378 (125 amino acids)
Biological process (GO): defense response
Source: RefSeq, a predicted model, not a curated record
AUGGAGUGCAGGCCUUUGGAUAUCACACUGAAUUUGGCCAAGGACUUGAAGGACUUCAAUCUUUUCUCCAAGAUGGACCUGUACGCCGUCUUUUUGAUCCACGGCGACUACUUCAACAACAACGCCAAUCAGCAGAGGACGCACAUCAACAAGGACUGCGGCCCGAACCCCAAGUGGAAUUUCCCCAUGAAAUUCACCGUAGACGUCAGCGCAAUAGAGCAGAACCGCCUCACGCUCGUUGUGAAGAUCAAGGCGGAGAAGAAACUCGCUGGCGACAAAGAAGUCGGCGAAGCCCACAUGCCCAUCAAAGAGCUCCUCGAGAGCUACGGCGAAGAAAUGAAGGACGAGAGACGCGCGAGCUACAGCGUCAAAACCUAG